UUGGGCGUGGUUUAUUUGUACCACGCCCAUAUUGUGCAAAGCUAAGGAAAAUGGCUGGCAAGGCAGCAAACAAGUUGAUGGCGAUCAUAGGAGACGAGGACACCUGUACCGGGUUCCUGCUCGGAGGAAUAGGAGAAUAUAACGCUAAAAGACACCCAAACUUUCUUGUAGUCAAUAAAGACACUCCUGUAUCAGAUAUUGAGGACUCAUUCCGAGCUUUUACUGGCCGGGCUGACAUUGCAAUCAUACUAAUCAACCAAUAUAUUGCUGAAAUGAUACGUCACAUUAUUGAUCAGCAUGAUAAAGCCAUACCCGCCAUUUUAGAAAUACCAUCAAAAGAUCAACCUUAUGAUCCGAGCAAAGACUCCAUACUGAGAAGAGCAAAGGGUAUGUACAAUGCUGAUGAUUUCAGAUAAACAUUUCAAGUAGACUUACAAAUUGCACUUUAUUAUUAGAAUUGUAUAAUGAUAGUGGUGUGUGUAGUAGCUAUAUCAUGCUAGUAAUUAGUUAUUAUUAUUUAUGAAUAUUGUACUGCUUUUAAGCAAUUCUGUUAUAAGAUGGAAUGUUAAAGUUGCUCCAAAA
Amphimedon queenslandica is the source of this 582-nucleotide messenger RNA. Its product is annotated as V-type proton ATPase subunit F-like. Lineage: Eukaryota; Metazoa; Porifera; Demospongiae; Haplosclerida; Niphatidae. Gene Ontology annotation, molecular function: proton-transporting ATPase activity, rotational mechanism. Gene Ontology annotation, cellular component: proton-transporting V-type ATPase, V1 domain; membrane. The coding region runs from base 51 to 416 and encodes 121 amino acids. The record is from RefSeq and is a predicted model, not a curated record. The transcript is spliced from 5 exons. Gene Ontology annotation, biological process: proton transmembrane transport.